UUUCCGAUCGGCUCAUCGCUAGAAUAUUAGUUUCUCGUGGGCAUCCACAAUUUCGUUAGAUUAUUAACCCUUUUUGCCACGUAAAUUGACUUAGAAGUAGCACCCGAUCCCGGCAAGAUGAUAAUCUACACGAACGAGGGCAAUCCGCUGGGACUUCAGCUGUUGAUGCUAGCCAAAUUCGCCAAGCGGCCGGUGCAGGUGCAGUUGGUUAACCUAAAUGAUGCCAAGUACAAGGAUCUGCUUGUCCUGCCCACUUUGGAAUUGGAUAAUGGGCUGCGCCUGUUUUCGCCGGCGGCCAUCGCCAAGUAUCUUCUCGUGGACGAGGGGCACCAGCGGCGGGAUGAGUGGCUGGAGUGGUCUGCCACGUUGCUGGCUCCAGCUUUGGCCCACCACAUGGGCGUGGGUCAUAAGGCAGAUGCGAAUGCCCUGCCCGUGCUGAAUGGUCUGGUCAAGAAGCUGGACGACAACCUGAAGUCAUCGGCCUUCCUGGCUGGCGACAAACUCGGCGCCGCUGACAUCGCCGUGUGGUCUCUCCUGGCUCCGGAUGGCACUCUAAAGGGUGCUCAGAAUGUGGACAGCUUAAGGGAUUGGUAUGGCAGAAUCAAAGCUCUACCCGAGGUGCAAGAGGUCCUGACCGAACAGCCACUGAAGGAUCUCAGCUUCAAUGCCCUGCAGCAGUCUAAUCGGUACGGUGGAUUGCAUCACGUUCCCCUUAAACGUUCCAGCCUCGCGGAUGCAGGCAAGCUGCUGGUGGAUACGACGCCCACAGUUGCUGAUACUGUAACAGAUGAGGAGAUCAGCGCUGCACAGGCCGCCUUCACAUACACAACGCCUAAGCAAAUUAAAGAGGAGCGUACAGUGCUUCCCAAAGCUGGGGAACGCAAUGUUCUCAUCACCUCGGCGCUUCCCUACGUCAACAAUGUGCCACAUUUGGGCAACAUCAUUGGCUGUGUGCUGUCUGCUGAUAUCUAUGCCCGCUACUCGCGUUCCGCUGGCUACAACACCCUGCUGAUUUGCGGCACAGAUGAGUACGGCACUGCCACGGAAAACAAAGCGUUGGCCGAGAACCUCACUCCUCGAGAGAUCUGCGACAAGUACUUUGAGCUGCAUAACGCCAUUUACCGCUGGUUCGGCAUUGGAUUCGAUUACUUUGGACGCACCACUACUCAGGAGCAAACUGACAUUGUCCAGGAGGCCUUUAAGGAUGUCCUUAAAGAAGGAUACAUCAUUACAGAGAGCGUGGAGCAACUGCUUUGCCAGAAAUGCGAUCGUUUUCUGGCUGAUCGGUUUGUGGAGGGUACUUGCCCACAUCCUGGUUGUGGUUACGAGGACGCCCGUGGCGAUCAGUGCGACAAAUGUGGCAAGCUGGUGAAUGCCACUGAGCUGAUCCGUCCCAGGUGUAAGGUGUGCAACAGCGCCCCUGUGCUGCGUUCCUCCGAUCAGUUGUUCAUCGACCUGCCGAAAGCGGAACCGAAGCUCAAGGAAUGGGUGGACAAGUCGGAGGGUGGAUGGACGCACAACGCAAAGGUCAUCACGAGGGCAUGGCUGAAGGAGGGUCUCAAACCGCGUUGCAUCACCCGCGACCUGAAGUGGGGCAUCCCCGUGCCGCACGAGGGCUUUGAAAAUAAGGUCUUCUAUGUGUGGUUCGACGCUCCGUUCGGUUACGUGUCCAUGACCAAACGGUAUACCAAGGAGUACCAGCAGUGGUGGCAGCCAGCCAAGGGCACUGACGUAGAGCUCUUCCAGUUCAUGGCCAAAGACAACGUGCCCUUCCACUCGGUGGUGUGGCCCAGUGUCCUGCUAGCAAUCAACAAGGGUCAUACGCUCGUCUCGCACAUCAUGGCCACUGAAUACCUGAACUACGAGGACGGCAAGUUCAGCAAGAGUCGCGGUAUUGGCGUCUUUGGCAACGAUGCCCAGGAGACGGGUAUCCCAGCUGAUGUGUGGCGUUUCUAUUUGGCCUCUGCCCGGCCAGAAGGUCAGGAUUCCAGUUUCAGUUGGAACGAUCUGGCUGCUCGCAACAACUCGGAGCUGUUGAACAACUUGGGAAACUUUGUAAACCGCGCCUUGGUCUUCUGCGAAAAGAACUUCAACGGCACUGUUCCCGAAGUGGCCGUCACUCAGGAUGAACUUGUCCUGCUGGCUUUGAUAAAUCGUGAGCUGCGAGGCUACAUAAACUCCCUGGAGAAGGCAAAGCUGCGCGAUGGCAUCCGCCAUCUGCUGGCUAUUUCCCGUCAUGGAAAUGGCUACAUGCAGACCCAGCAACCGUGGGUUCUGCUGAAGGGCAGCGAAGAUCAGAAGAAGCGCGCUUCCACAAUAAUUGGUCUGUGUGUCAACAUUGCUUGCCUCUUAGCGAAUCUCCUCUUCCCUUACAUGCCAACCACGGCUAGAACUCUCUUUGACCAGCUCAAUGCCAAACAGACGCCACUUAAUGCUGAGAAACCCCUUGCCACUUUGCUACUUCCCGCUGGUCACAAAAUUGGCAAGCCCGCUCCCCUCUUUGCCAAACUGGAGCAGGCUUUCAUCGACGAACUUAAGGGAAGAUACGGCGGAGCUCAGGACUCAAAGACUCCUGCCCAGAGUCAAACCAGCGCUGCAGAUUUGGAGCAAGCCGUGCAGGCUCAGGCGGACAAAGUGCGCCAGCUGAAGGCGAGCACCAAAGACAAAUCUGUUUGGCAACCCGAGGUAACUAAGCUGCUGGACCUCAAGAAACAGUUGGAGGAGGCUAAGAAAACUCCAGCUGCUGCUGCCGCCACCCCUCCUUCAAAUAGUUCGCCAUCAGUCCAAGAUCUGGAGAAGGCCAUCCAAGAGCAGGGCGACAAAGUGCGCAAGCUUAAGGGUAGCACAAAAGACAAAUCCGUCUGGCAGCCAGAGGUGAAUGUGCUCUUGGACCUCAAGAAACAACUGGAGUCGGCACAAAAGGCAGCCAAAGCUGCACCUCCCGCCACAGUUCCUGUUCCUUCACCCGUCUCCUCUGCUGACGCUGCUCAAGUCAAAGCAUUGGAAGACAAAAUAGCUCAGCAGGCCGAAAAGGUCAGGACUCUUAAAGCUUCAGGCGAUGCCUCAGUGUGGAAACCUGAAGUAGAUAUUCUAUUGGCCCUGAAAAACGAACUGGCGACACUGACUGGAACACCCGCCGCCGGUGGACAGGGAAAGGGCAAGAAGAAGAAGUAGAAUUUGCACUCCCGCACUACAAAACGUACUAAUAAUCCACGCUGGACAUUUUUACCUCAACUCUUCUAAUCAUCCAUUCGAUGGCAAACUUUAGUCACGGACUGGCACAGUUCUGUUCACCUCUUUUAAGUUAUGCUUUUGCAUUUACCUUUGUAUUUAUUUGAAGUACGGCUAAAUAUUCAGUUAGUAAUUUAUUGAGUUUGUGAAGAAAAAAUUAAAACCAUUGACUUUCGAAGAAA
This is a messenger RNA of Drosophila ficusphila, 3413 nucleotides long. RefSeq names its product methionine--tRNA ligase, cytoplasmic (gene MetRS). The transcript is spliced from 6 exons. Gene Ontology annotation, biological process: methionyl-tRNA aminoacylation. Bases 118 to 3174 code for a protein of 1018 amino acids. The record is from RefSeq and is a predicted model, not a curated record. Gene Ontology annotation, molecular function: methionine-tRNA ligase activity; ATP binding. Lineage: Eukaryota; Metazoa; Arthropoda; Insecta; Diptera; Drosophilidae. Gene Ontology annotation, cellular component: aminoacyl-tRNA synthetase multienzyme complex; cytosol.